AAAAAAGGGCUAAAAUUGAGCGUAUAAGAGAGUUAAAUGAAUCAAGAAAAAUAUAUAUGAAGACGGGAUUAAUUACUAAAGCGGAUGGAUCAGCUUAUCUUGAACAAGAACGAAUAAAAAUGGUUUCAGCAGUAUAUGGACCUCAACAAUUUAAGAAGGCGACGUCAUUUCAUUCAUCAGGUCGUGUCAAUUGUGAGGUUAAAUAUGCAUCAUUUGCGUUAAAACAGAGAUAUUCACAUAAUCGAGAAAUAAUUGAGAAAAACAUGUCUAUGCAUCUUGAAGCAGCUAUAUCACCAUCAAUUCAAUUGGAUAUUUUUCCAAAAUCUAUUAUUCAUGUUCAUGUUUUUGUUCUUGAAGCAGAUGGUGAAUCAUCCACUUUUGCAGCAGCGAUUACAUGUGCAUCAGCAGCUAUUGCAGAUGCAAGUAUAGAAUGUGUAGAUUUAGUUACAGGAUCAGCAGCAGUUAUUAAUAAAGAAAAUUGUCUUGUAAUGGAUCCUACAGAUGAUGAUGAAAUAGAAAAAAUGUUUUCAAUAGUUAUUGGAUAUAUGGCAGUAAGGGAUGAAUUAACAGAAUUAUGGUCAUAUGGUCUAGGAUUGAAUUCAAUAGAUGAAUCUAAAAUGGAUCAUAUUAUUAAUAAUUGUAUUUCUAUGGCUUUGGAUUAUCGGUUUGUAUUAAAUAAUGCUAUUAUGCAAACAUUAGAGGAACGAUUACGUUUAAAUGAAUUAAUGCAAAAAUAGUUUUACUUUUUUUUUGACUUUUUUCUUUAAAGAAAAAUGGGUUUUA
This is a messenger RNA of Pneumocystis carinii B80, 783 nucleotides long. RefSeq lists its product as hypothetical. Bases 57 to 737 code for a protein of 226 amino acids. Gene Ontology annotation, biological process: nuclear mRNA surveillance; U4 snRNA 3'-end processing; rRNA catabolic process. The record is from RefSeq and is a predicted model, not a curated record. The transcript has 3 exons. Gene Ontology annotation, cellular component: nucleolus; nuclear exosome (RNase complex); cytoplasmic exosome (RNase complex). Lineage: Eukaryota; Fungi; Ascomycota; Pneumocystomycetes; Pneumocystales; Pneumocystaceae.